Molecule: messenger RNA, 1179 nt
Organism: Komagataella phaffii GS115
Lineage: Eukaryota; Fungi; Ascomycota; Pichiomycetes; Pichiales; Pichiaceae
Exons: 1
Coding region: 1-1179 (392 amino acids)
Biological process (GO): cytoplasmic translational initiation
Cellular component (GO): eukaryotic translation initiation factor 3 complex
Source: RefSeq, a predicted model, not a curated record
AUGUUGAACAUAGUUGUGGACGGAACUAUUGAAGACUCCAUUUACGAGUAUGGAGUUGUUUUGGACACGCUGCUAAAAUCGAAGCCAAAGUACGAUGAACUAUUUCACAAUGUCACAGAAGCUGGUGAGGAGUUAUCUUCCAAAGUUACAGAAACUUUGGAUAGCUUCUACCUAUUGGAUGAUAGACAAUUUGAGCCCAUUUUCAACUUAGCAUUUCAUCUUCUGACCUCAUCGAACUCUGAUAUUGAGUCUGUUUUGGAAAAAACCCAAUUGGUUAACAAAAUUGUUCAAAUUGAAGAGAAAGUUCAACAAGAAGAUUCCAAGAGCCGCAAGCUUAUUGAACCCACAUCACUAGUCUCUGUUUUGACUACCGUAUUCAACUCGCUUCCAGAGAAUUCUGCUACAAGAUUGGACCUUUUAAAUGCUAUUGUCGGUCUUUUGGAAAGAAAUAAGCUUCAGUAUCUGAUUACUCCCACCUUACUGGACAUAUUCUAUGAAAGUGCAAAAGCUCUUGGAACAUCUGAAUCAAGCAGUGAAGUACUGUUUAACCUGUAUCGUGUUGGAAACAUCUCGGAUGUUUCCUUCGUCAAAAAAGUCAUUCUUAAUUUUUCAGUCGACGUCAAACACAUAAACGAGUUCUUAACUGACGCCCUAAAUAAUGAGAAGUUGUUAGACUUAUCUGAGUACAUCAAUAUAGAGAAGGUCUCGUCCGCUGAUUCUGCUCUUUUGGAUUUAUUGAAGAUUUAUACGUCGGUGGACUUGGAGGCCUUCAACAAGUUCGAUUUUACAACCGUUCCAAGUGUUAACAAAUCUGCAGUUUUGUCUAAACUUCACUCUUUGGUUAUUGCUCAACUAGCUUCUGCCAACUCUACGUUGAAAUUUGCUGAUAUUGCUUCUGCUUUGUCUGUAGAAAGAGAAGCUGUUCCAGACUUUGUCAUCAACACAAUCUACAUGGGAUCUAUACAGGCCAGGAUAGAUCAACCUAACGAACUUGUCUACAUCAAUAAGGUUAAUAUCUUGACAGCAUUUGAUUUGGCACAGUGGGAGGCUGUCCGAGCCUCCCUUCAGGCAUGGAAAGGUUGUUUGAAUGAAGUUAGAUCAAACAUAAACAGCAACAAAAAGAACAAGUUUAUUCAACAGCAAAGAGAUCAGAAAGAGAGAGAUAGAGAGGAGGAAUAA